Messenger RNA from Tinamus guttatus (white-throated tinamou), 3087 nucleotides. Lineage: Eukaryota; Metazoa; Chordata; Aves; Tinamiformes; Tinamidae. The record is from RefSeq and is a predicted model, not a curated record.
CAGGAAGUUUUACCUUGCUAUGAGAACCUAAGAUGGAUCCAGAGGAGCAGGAGUUAUCUGGUGAUUACAGAUAUAGAAAUUAUUCUUCGGCAAUUGAGAAAGCUUUGAGAAACUUUGAAUCAUCAAGUGAAUGGGCAGACCUUAUAUCUUCCCUUGGAAAACUCAAUAAGGCUCUUCAGAGUAACCUGAAGUAUUCACUAUUGCCAAGACGUCUGAUCAUCAGUAAAAGAUUAUCUCAGUGUUUGCACCCAGCACUGCCUAGUGGAGUACACUUAAAGGCUCUAGAAACCUAUGAAAUAAUCUUUAAAAUUAUUGGGACGAAAUGGCUCGCCAAGGACUUAUUCUUGUACAGCUCUGGUUUGUUUCCUCUGCUGGCGAAUGCAGCAAUGUCAGUGAGACCUGUUCUCCUUGGUUUGUAUGAGAAAUACUUUCUUCCUCUCCAAAAGUCUCUCCUACCUGGUCUUCAAGCCUUUGUAAUUGGACUGCUGCCUGGGUUGGAAGAAGGAUCAGAAAUUUAUGACAGAACAGAUGCUUUGCUUGUGAAGCUCUCCUUAUUAAUGGGCAAGGAGGUGUUCUAUGGAGCCCUUUGGGGCAGUGUUCUCGUCAGCCCAUCCAUCAGGCUGCCUGCUUCUCUCUUUGUAGUCAGUCACAUCAACCGAGAGCAGUCUGGAAAGCAGCAGAGCUACAUGCUCGGCACUGACUACAAGCUCACAAUCAAGUCUUUGUGUGUAUCAGUAUUGGAUUCAAAUGUCCUUGUCCAAAGAAACACUCUGGAAGUGAUUCUCUUCUUCUUCCCAUUUUAUGCAGCCUUGGACUGCAAUGAAAGUGCUAUCCCGUUGCACAGGACUGAUUUAGUUUAUAUUCUGUCAUCAGCUACACAGACCCUGCUGAGGAGAGACAUGUCACUCAACAGAAGAUUGUAUGCAUGGUUGCUAGGUUCUGAUAUUAAAGGGGAUACAUUUGCUCCAGACUCUACAAAUUCUGAAGACCCAGCUACUUAUUUCUUUGGAAAAUACUCCAAAGAUGUUUUAGUUGAGAGUUUGGUUGAAAUAUUGCAUCAGAAGUUCUCAGAGUCUGAUAUGGAGGAACGACAUCAAGCUUAUUUGAAACCUUUCCGCAUCUUAAUCAGUCUCCUUGACAAACCUGAAAUAGGGCCACAAGUGGUUGGGGAUUUGUUCCUUGAGGUGAUUAGAGCCUUUUAUUCCUACUGCAGAGAGGCACUUGGUUCUGAUCUCAAACUUAGCUACAAUCAAAGUGGGAACAUCCUUACAAGUGCAAUUAAAGAGAAUAAAAAUGCUUCAGAAAUUGUGAAAACAGUCAAUUUGUUGAUCACAUCCUUGAGCACAGAUUUUCUUUGGGAUUACAUGACCAGAUGCUUUGAAGAUUGUUUCAGAAACAAAUCCACAAAGAUGAGAUAUCCUCUUGAAAACGUUAGCGCUCCUCCGACGGUUUCAGAACUCUGCACACUGUUGAUGUUUCUGCUUGACGUGAUUCCUUUGGAACUCUACUCAGAAGUGCAGACUCAGUAUCUUCCACAGAUGCUUUGUUAUAUGGUACAGUCUCUCCUUGAAAACGUGGAAAUACUAGGUUUACCAGAACUCACUCAUGCCUUAAAGACUUGUUUUAAGGUGUUGAGCAAGGUGCAAAUGCCACCUUCCUAUUUGGACAUUGAGACAGGCAGUGGAAAUGGGAGUCCGGUGAAAAAGGAAGAUGGGGACAUAACCUUGGAGACUAAGUCUGUGCUGCAGGAAGAGGAUGAGACUCCGUUUGCUCCCCUGAAGUCAGAAGACAGCGGGAUUGGUCUAAGUGCCUCUUCGCCAGAGCUGUCUCAACACUUGGGGCUGCCAACAGUGACCCUUGAGAGAGAUGAUGUCUGGAAAAAAGGGGGCAGCAUUCAGAAGACUUUGCAUUGUGUGCAAGAGCUGGUUGCCAAGUUUUCCAGUAAAUAUAUUUUUGGGGUGCAGUUACAAGAGGCAAAUAAUGAAAGCAUAUUUGCAAUGCAUCUGGGUGCAAGAGAGAAAAAGGAGAAUGGCUACAGAUUGCCUGAAAGUGCUAGUAAGAAAAAGAGCCCAUGGGAGGCCAGGCAAAUCACCGUACCUCAGUUUAAACAAAUGCUUUCAGACUUGUUCUCAGUUCGAGGAUCACCAUUCAAACAGAAGAGUUCAAAUCCCAUUUCUUCUGACCGCAAAAAGGAAAAGGAGGAAGAAGAGUGGGACUUGGAGCAAGUGAUGCUUGUGCUAGGGUCCCUUAGAGGAGACUGCAAGGAAGCUUUUGCUGCAGCCUGUCAUCUUUUGCUGGAUUGUACCACAUUCCCAGUGUACCUUUCAGAAGAGGAGAUGGAACAGUUGUAUGUCUCUCUAUUUCAGAUUCCUGGUGGUGAUGCCAGCUUCCCUUUGUGGCUAAAGUCCUUAAUGACGAUUUGCUGCUGCGUAAAUGACUGCUACGUCCAAAAUGUGUCCAUCUCCACACUGCUGGAGGUGAUCAACCAUUCCCAGUCCCUGGCGCUUGUGAUAGAAGACAGAAUUAAGAGGUACAAAGUCUCUGGCCACAACCCCUUCUUUGGAAAGCUACAAAUGGUCACCCUUCCUCCCAUCGCCCCAGGAGUUCUAAAGCUCAUCUCGGAGAAAACAGAUUUCUAUCAGAGAAUAGCUUGUGUGCUCUGGAAUCAGCUGAACAAAGAGACACGGGAGCAUCAUAUUGCCUGUGUGGAGCUGUUCUACAGGCUCCACUGCUUGGCACCAUCAGCAAAUAUCUGCGAGGACAUUAUCUGCCAUGCACUUUUGGAUCAUGAUAAAGGGACGAGGUUGGAAGCACUGUUCAGAUUCUCUGUCAUGUGGCAUCUGACCAGAGAGAUUCAGGGCAGCAGAGUGACUUCUCACAAUCGAUCCUUUGAUAGGUCUCUGUUUGUGGUACUGGACAGUCUCAAUUGCUCUGAUGCAGCAAUUGGUGCCGCAGCGCAGGGCUGGCUGAUCCGUGCUCUCUCCCUUAAUGAUGUCGCACGGAUCCUUGAACCAGUCCUGCUGCUGCUGCUUCAUCCAAAGACACAGCGCACCUCCAUCCACUGCAUCAAACAGAAAAAUUCAGCAG